GGAGCCACCACCAUCGUCGGCGCGCCUUUCGCGUCAAAAAAACUACCCGAAUAACCUCCACGGUCCAUCAUGUUCUCGCCAGAAGCGUCACUGCAGAGCGCGCGUAGCUCCUUGCGCGGCACUCGACGACGCCAGCGCGACUCCAAUGGGCACGACCAGCCUCGAAGGAAGCGCAGUAAGAUUGCGGAAGACGGGGCGUCACAAAUCACCGCUGGUUCUGGCUUGAAGGGCACAAAUGGCAGCGCCAACAUGAAUGGCCAUACUGGCCACGACAGUGCCGAAAACUCUCUUGUGCUGGUAGAUAUGCCUGUCCGUGAGAAGAAAGCGCCUCCUAAACGAACGUUGAAAGAAGAUAGUGCGCAGUACUUGACGAAGAACGCAAAUUACAGCGUCAGGAAACUGCCCAGUUUCCCAUCGGCCCUGACACGCACUCCAUACACAGCUUCUGUGGUUUCGUCCGCCGGACUUGCACUCGCAUUCACGACCGACCGCGCCCUCGUAUGGGACUACAGCAGCGCAACAGGUCCCACGAAAGUCGUUACCCUUCCGCUACCCUUCGGUCUGCGACCGUCUGACCCCCUUCCUCUCGGCGCAAUCGUUCGCAACGGGCCCACAAAUGACUACGGUGUUGUCGCAGUAGCGCCGUCGAGCGGCAGGAUCACCUUCUGGGAGAACAUCGACAAUGCAGAGGCCAGGAGCUUGUAUCCCCAACGGCACCAAGGAGUGGACGGAGCUGUGAAGCUGUAUUCUGGGGAAUUCGUCACUGAUCUGGUCGACAUCGAACACGCAGGGUUCAUCCUGAUCUUCAGCAGUGGAAGACUUGCGCAAUUGACUCUGCGCGAUUCGCAAGGACGACCCAGCGUCAGUACUACUGUCUUGAACGGUCCCAAUGGCUCGGGCAGCAGUCUGUUCAGUCUGCGAGGACUGCUAGGAGGAGCAAUUCGAAAGACCAUUGCAUCAGUCAAGGCGCGCCCAUCCGACACAAAGGGUCAAAUGGAAGUGAUUACAACGACAAGGAACGGGGUGUUCCAGCUAUGGGACUUGAGUUGGUCAGGGCAACAGAUCUUCAAGCACGAGAUCGAUGUCCACGACGAGAUGCUCUCAGCUGUCCAAGCGGGGACAUCGCCUGAACUUCGAACCCAGACUGACGUACAAGUCCUGGACUUCGCGAUCAUGGAACAACCGCGGACGCCCGGAUCCGUCAGUCUUGUGGUACUCGUGGCCCUGUUCGGACGCCAUACACUCGACUACUCACUUUUGGAAGUGGACCUAACGGCUUCAGGAGGCACAAUCAGCAGGACUAUCCCCAUCAAGAGCUUCCACCAGGAGCAUUUGCCCACAGAACCGACAGGAACACUAUUGGUUCCCCAGCCAGGACACACUGCGUUUGUACAAUUUCCUGGGGCUGUUGUCAUCGCAUCUUUAGCUCAGCCAGAGGAGAGUCCAGAGGCGCAGCUUCUUGCGGAUUCUGGAAGAUCCACUCUGCCGUUCCAGGAUGCAGUGUAUUUCCGAGAGGAGCUCAACGUUGUAGUAUCUGGAUUAUCCGCGGCAGCAAGCACCCGGAAGGAGAGAAAGGCCACCGCAUUGAUCUUCGUGCAAGGGUCUGGGAUCCUACAAUUCAGCGCGCACCCACCAGUAACGGAUGACGCGGACACAGAGAGGCUCAAGGUUACAGCUCGAAGCAAGCUGGAGCAAGCUACGUUCUUCAGCUCAAAGCCGGGCAAUGUCCUUGACUUUUCUGUCAGAUCGCGAUUCUCAUUCUCCGAAGAAGAGACCGCACAAGCAGCGCUCGAUGUCAGCUUGGGCAUCAUCAGUUCCUCUUACGACUACCUUGACAAGGUUACAUCGUCCAUGGACGAACAGUUCAAGACCCGCGCUUCUGCUCUGCGGACCCUGAUAUCGAACCUGCGAUCCGACUACCCUACGCUGCCUUUCUUGACCAAGUGGCGUUUGUUGUGGCACGCUGAGAAGCUUGCCGCUGCACACAAGUUGUGGAACUGGUACGAAGCGAAGCUGCAGGACCAGCAAGCGCACCCAGACGCAUACCCAGAGAAGGUCCUCAUGAGCGACAUCAUUAAAGCGAUGCAUGAGCGAUACAAGACACCCAUCAACCCUGAUCUUGGCGAGACAGACCCAGUUCGACAAUACUUCCUUAGGGACAUCGAGUCAAUUGGUGUACUCAUUCCGUGGGGUUGGAAUUUCUUACGUACUUUCUAUAUGAAAGAAGGCGGAAAGGAACAGCCAUCCAUCAUGCAGCGGCUUAGCGAAGGCUCCGAUGUCAUGCUCGUGGCUUUGGAGACAGGAUUCAAAUUUCGACAAGCGAACAUUGAGUUGUACGGUCUUGAUUCCGACUCCCUUGACGAUGGCAUCCUCAAGCCGGGCCAGGGCUACGACGAGCUCCCGCAAUUCUGGACGUCUUCGCACAACAUUGUCAGCUCGGUUCGCAGCCUCGUGGAUGUUGGUCGGAAUUUGGCUGUCGAGAACUACGAGGAGGGCCUCCAAGAGACAUUGUCUCAGAAGAUCGCCAAAGACAACCCUCGCAUGGUUCGGAUCGGCUGCCAGACUCAUAUUGAACGCUUCCAAUGGUGUCUCGAGCAGGCUGAUGAGAAGUCACGAGACGGUGGACGUGUCCUCCAAGAUGAGUGGAAUAACAAGGUUCGACCGGAGCACAUCUGUGGCCUUAUGGAGCUUGGGCUGGCGAACGAAGGCAUGAACUUAGCCGAACAAUACAAAGAUAUGCCGACCCUCGUGGAUUUGGUGUGGGACGAAUCCAAUUGGCUUGAAAAAGAGAAGGCGGUAACUCGAAGCAAGAUGGAGAUAGCAGAGAGUACCGUCAAGCUCAAGAAGAUCAAGGAGCGCAUCAGCCGGUAUUUCGAGACCUACGGAGAUGAUUGGGCCGAAGCAUUCUACUUGAAGCACAUUAAGGAAGGUAAAGCGGCACAAAUGUUUGAGCCGGAGCACCUGAACCAACCGGCACUGAGCAAGUUCUUGCGCGCCGACCCGUCUCGUGCGAGGCUCAGAUGGAUCAACGAAGUGUCCGGCGAGAAAGAUUACGAAGCAGCUGCCGAAGCCCUCUUCGAGACCGCGAGCAAACAGGAGACCAAUGUGUGGUGCAACAAAGUCGAGUUGUCUAUGUGCAAGCUUGCAAUGCUCUGUCAGAAAGAAGAAAAACCUGACCAAGCGCAAUCGAGCAACGGUCACUCUCACGAGCUGUCCAAAGCAGAGAAGAUCCGCGAGAAGAACUACAAGAUCGUGCUGGAUCAGUGGGAGUACGCCACUGUCCAGGAGCUACUCUACGAGCACCUGUUAUCUACUUUCCACAAAGCACUGGAUGAUGAGUUUGCCGUAAAUCUUCUCAUGGAAGAGUAUGGCAAAGGUACUAUCGAAGCACGACCAGCGCACAUGUCCCUUCUCCGGGAAGGAUUCGAGAACCUCAUCCACCACAAGGUCAUCGAUCCUGCGCUGAUGAUCGACAUCCUCACCCUGAUGAACGAUCGAGGCGAGAAAGAACCUACGUCGGUGAUACAAUCUAACGAAUUUACAUUUGCACUCAGGGUCCUUGCCGCCAACUGGCAUAGCAUCCACCGAACAACGCGAGAUGGGCUUCUGAAGCUCAUAUGGAAGCGAUUGUGCAAUAAAGACAACUGGGCUGAGAUCAACAACACCAAGGACAUCUCAGACGCGACACUCGAGGAGUUCUUGAUCUCUACCAACGUGGGCUGGACUUUCAGGGGGCUUAUGAGGCUGAUCGAUAUUGACGAGCACAACCGCGUUGUAUGGCCUAAGCAGCUGGCGGCCUUGAUCGGUGCAGGAGGUACUCAUGGAGAGCUCUGCGUGCGCUUCCCACUGGAAGAUCUCCGCGAGCCGAUCAUCAAGGACAACCUACUCGAUGACGAGAUCUUACAAGAGAACCUCGAGAAGAAUCGACUCGACCAGUGGUUCAAGGCAGCUUGCAGAGCAGGCAAGAACGCCUACAUGGCGGAGAAGAGGGGAUCGCGACAGGGUUCUCCUGCCCACGCAGAGUCUGGCGAGGAGGAGGUGGUUCCUGAGGCUGAAGCUUCAGCCGCCGAGGUUGACGCUGUCAACGGUGUUGACCAGGAUCAGGAUGUAGAGAUGCAGGAAUCAUAGCAAACGGGCGACCACUGAGGUUGUGCAGGAGGGAAUUCAUGUUUCAAUUGGGCGAACUGCAUGGGAAAGCAUUGGGCACGGCGUUUCAAAAAAGAGCACAGCAGCUUGCAACGGCGCUUUCCGUUUGUUCUUAAUUCCUG
Molecule: messenger RNA, 4268 nt
Organism: Macroventuria anomochaeta
Lineage: Eukaryota; Fungi; Ascomycota; Dothideomycetes; Pleosporales; Didymellaceae
Exons: 3
Coding region: 70-4128 (1352 amino acids)
Biological process (GO): poly(A)+ mRNA export from nucleus; transcription-dependent tethering of RNA polymerase II gene DNA at nuclear periphery; protein import into nucleus
Cellular component (GO): nuclear pore outer ring
Molecular function (GO): protein binding; structural constituent of nuclear pore
Source: RefSeq, a predicted model, not a curated record